AGAGCGUGGCCGGCGCUGUCCUGGUCGGGGAGGCACUGUGCCGAGGGGGAGGACCCGGAACCGCGGCAGGGGGCAGCGGCAGCCUUUUAACCUCUGAGCGGUCUGCUGGCCUACUGCCGGCGAAGGCGCUCGCGGGGGUCGCGGGUGUGAGGGGGCCGGCGAGGUCCUAGGCGGAGGCGCGCGAGCCGUGAGGCGGCUUCCGCGGGGGCGGCCGUGGCGCCUCGGAGAUGCUGUGACGCGCCCGCGCGGGAGGAGCUCGCGGCCCUCUGGACUCGGCGGCCGCGGCGGCGCGGUCACCCGCCCUUCUCAGUGUAAUUAUGCAAGACUUAACAGCUCAAGUGACUAGUGGUCUCCUGCAGUUCCCAGAAGUGACUAUUCAAGCUCUUGGAGAAGACGAGGUAACACUAGAAUCUGUGCUUCAUGGAAAGUUUGCUGCAGGGAAAAAUGGGCUGGCUUGCUUAGCUUGUGGUCCACAACUUGAGGUAGUAAACUCUGUAACAGGAGAGAGGUUGUCUGCAUAUAGAUUCAGUGGUGUAAAUGAACAGCCUCCUGUAAUUCUAGCAGUGAAAGAAUUCUCUUGGCAGAAGAGAACUGGAUUGUUAAUAGGAUUGGAAGAAGCGGCAGGGAGUGUUCUCUGUCUUUAUGACAUUGGCGUAUCGAGAGUGAUUAAAGCAGUCGUUCUUCCUGGAAGGGUAACAGCUAUUGAACCUAUAAUUAAUCAUGGAGGAGCCAGUGUGAGCACUCAGCAUUUACACCCAAGUCUGCGAUGGCUUUUUGGUGUGGCAGCUGUGGUUACUGAUGUUGGACAGAUCCUUCUUAUUGAUCUGUGUUUGGAUGACUUGUCAUGCAGUCAAAAUGAAAUAGAGGCAUCAGACCUUGAAGUUAUAACUGGUAUCCCGGCUGAAGUACCACACAUCAGAGAAAGUGUGAUGAGAGAAGGACGCCAUCUGUCUUUCCAGUUAGUAAGUCCAUCAGGAACAGCUGUUACAACUCUUAGUUACAUAAACAGGACAAACCAGCUUGCUGUAGGUUUUUCUGAUGGCUAUCUGGCACUUUGGAAUAUGAAAAGAAUGAAAAGGGAAUAUUACGCACAAUUGGAAGGUGGAAAAGUUCCUGUAUAUGCUAUUACUUUUCAAGAACCUGAGAAUGAUCCUCGUAAUUGCUGUUACUUGUGGGCUGCUCAGUCUACACAAGAUAGUGAAGGGGAUGUAUUGAGUUUGCAUCUGCUUCAGCUGGCCUUUGGUGAUAGAAAGUGUUUGGCAUCAGGACAAAUCUUAUAUGAGGGGUUAGAGUACUGUGAAGAAAGAUAUACACUUGACCUGACAGAUGGCAUGUUUCCUUUGAGGGGACAGACUAGUAAUACCAAAUUGUUGGGAUGCCAGAGUAUAGAGAAAUUUCGGUCUCAUGGCGACAGAGAGGAAGGCAUUAAUGAAGCUCUCUCUCCUGACACUAGUGUUUCAGUAUUUACCUGGCAGGUGAAUAUAUAUGGCCAGGGAAAGCCCUCUGUAUACUUGGGGCUUUUUGACAUAAAUCGUUGGUAUCAUGCACAAAUGCCAGAUUCGUUAAGAUCAGGAGAAUAUCUACAUAAUUGCUCUUAUUUUGCACUGUGGUCAUUGGAUUCUGUUGUAAUUAGGACUUCUCCACAUUACAUCUUGGAUGUAUUAGUACACGAGAGAAGUUUAGGUCGAGGAGUUCCUCUUUCUUAUCCACCUCCUGAGCAGUUUUUUAACCCGAGUACUUACAAUUUUGAUGCCACUUGUUUGUUAAACUCAGGAGUUGUUCAUAUAACUUGUACUGGCUUUCAGAAAGAGACUUUGACUUUUUUAAAGAAAUCAGGACCAUCUCUCAGUGAAGUCAUUCCUGAUGGUUAUAAUCGAUGCCUUGUAGCUGGGCUUCUUUCACCACGACUUAUUGAUAUUCAGCCUUCUAGUUUAAGUCAAGAAGAACAGUUGGAAGCUAUAUUGUCAGCAGCAAUUCACACAAGUUGCCUUGGACUUUUGACUGGUUUUAUCAAAAGGUGGAUAACAGAAAAACAACCAAAUUCUGCUGCUAAUUUGCACUUUGUUCUCGAAUGGACAUGGAAUAAAGUAGUUUUCGCCAAAGAGGAAUUUGAUAGACUAUGUGCACCAUUAUUUGACGGUUCAUGUCGUUUCAUUGAUCCACAAACUUUACAGUCUAUCCAGCAGUGCCAUUUGCUUCUUAGCAACCUAAAUACAGUCUUAAGCUAUUUUGCCACAGAGGCCCAAGAGAUCACUGAAAAAGGACUGAUGGAAUUAAACAAUAAGUAUAUGGUUACCCAGCUCAUCUGUCAGUAUGCACAAAUGGUUCUUUGGUUCUCUCAUUCUGGGCUUUUACCAGAAGGCUUAGAUGAUGCUGUGCAGUUGUCAAGGUUAUGCUACAACUACCCAGUAAUUCAGAACUACUACACCAGUCGUCGACAGAAGUGUGAGCGUUUAUCAAGAGGCAAGUGGAACCCUGAUUGCUUGAUGAUCGAUGGACUAGUUUCUCAGUUAGGAGAUCGAGUUGAGAAGUUGUGGAAACGGGAUGAAGGAGGCACAGGAAAAUAUCCUCCUAUUAGUCUACAUGCAUUACUGGACAUAUACCUAUUAGACAACAUUACUGAAGCAAGCAAACAUUCUGUUACUAUUUAUUUGCUACUUGAUAUUAUGUAUUCCUUUCCAAACAAAACGGAUACUUGCAUUGAAUCUUUUCCAACCACUUUUGCCAUUUCUUGGGGCUAUGUUAAACUUAUUCAAGGAUUUUGGCUGAUAGAUCAUAAUGACUAUGAGAGUGGUUUGGAUCUUUUGUUUCACCCAUCUACAGCAAAACCUAUGUCGUGGCAACAUUCAAAGAUUAUUCAAGCUUUCUUGUGUCAGGGUGAGCACAGACAAGCCCUCAGAUAUAUUCAAACAAUGAAGCCAACAGUGUCUAGUGGUAGUGAUGCUAUCCUUCACCUCACUGUUUUGCUUUUUAAUAGGUGCAUGGUUGAGGCCUGGAGUUUAUUACGGCAGCAUUCUAAUAGGUUGAACAUAGAGGAGUUACUGAAGCACACGUACAAAGUCUGUCAGGAAGUGGGCUUAAUGGAGGAUUUACUGAAGUUACCAUUUACAGACACUGAGCAGGAAUGUUUAGUGAAAUUUUUGCAGUCCAGUGCCAGUGUUCAGAAUCAUGAAUUCCUUUUAGUUCACCAUUUGCAGCGUGCCAGUUAUGUUCCAGCCUUGAAGCUAAACCAGACUCUGAAGAUUAAUCUCAUGAACGAUCGUGAUCCUCGUUUGCGGGAGAGAUCAGUGGCUCGAAAUUCUAUAUUAGAACAAUAUGGGAAAAUCCUUCCUAGAGUCCAGCAAAAAUUAGCCACUGAACGAGCUAAGCCUUACCGUCUGUUAACACCAUCAGUUCUUCGAGAAGUUUCUAGACCCAAGCCAUUAUCAGCAGUUCCGAAGCAAGUCGUAACAGGAAAUGUGGUAACAAGAUCUGCGCUCAUCAAUAAUGUGUUAUCCAAAAUUGGAGAGGUUUGGGCAAGCAGUGAACCUAAAAAUAAUAUCUCACUUUACAAUAGUAUUAAUAUAGAAGAAUCAUCUUCUAUAGUAUAUUCACUCCCAGAUCCCAAGCUACCUGAGGCAUUCAUUGGAACACCAAUUUCAAAAAUAUCACAACAGAUUUCUAGACUACUGGAUUUGGUUGUUCAUCCUGUUCCCCAGUCUUCUGAAUGUUUGGGGUUUAUUCAUCAACCCCCCACAAGAUCUCCUUUGUACCUAGCAUCCAGUUUGUUGCCAUUAAAUUCACAGUUUAAAGGAUCACGUCAAAACACCUCCAGAGCUUCAGAAUCACAUUUACUUGAAACUCCUCUUGUAGUUAAGAAAGCUAAAAGUUUGGUCAUGUCCGUUACUUCUGGAUUUGCCGAGUUCACUCCUCAGUCUAUCCUAAGGUCUGGUCUUCGAUCAACACCUUUAGCAUCUCCUUCUCUAUCACCUGGAAGGUCUCUCACUCCUCCUUUACGACUUAAAGAAACUAGAAUUUCAUUUGUGGAAGAAGGCAUGAACACAAAAUGGACUACUGGAACUGCAGAUGAUAGCAACACAAAGAUAUUUGUUACUACAUCUUUCCAUGAAUGUGGAGUUCCGGGAGAAACGGAUUGGUUGAAGAGCAAAGAUAAGACCAUACCUUUUCCCCUGAAUAGCCCUGAAAAGGACCAUCAUGAAAUGUCUGUGAGGUCACAGGAUACAUCCUCACAAAGUUUAGAGAAACUGGAUGUGAGCAAAGAAAACAGCAAUGCUUCAACCAGAUCAGACCAGACUACCUUAGAGUAUCAGGAUGCGCUAUCACCGGGAGACUUCGAAGAUAUGGUUCUCUUGGCCUCUAAGCCGGCAGGGUCUUCCACUGAACUAAUUACUAAUUUAACUGUGCAGAUGGAGAAGGACAGUGAUAAAGAUGUGUUUCAGUCAGAAAUAAUUCCUCCAGACUCGGAGAAGCAAAUGGGCACUUUAGAAAAUGCAGAAACAAAGGAUCUCUUAGUUGCAGAGGAGGCAUCUUCGGAAUUGAAUCACUUAAGCCCCAUCCAAGGAGUUGAAGCUUCUCUUCGUGUACCAACAACCCAUGAAGGGAAAACUCUUACCCUGAAGUCCAAGCUACCAGUUUUGGAUGAAGGAUUAAUAUCUGUUGAAACCUGCACCUCUACACUUGGAGCAGAUAAUAAUAAAUCUGUGGCCGAUGUCACUGGUGAUAGUGGAAGCACUGGGCUCACUAUCUCUGAAAGUGCUAUUAUCUCUGAACAUAGGCUUGACCAGGAAAUAGCAUUGGACUUAAAAGAAGAUCAUGAAAUAGAAGCUGAUGCACUAAAAGAAAGUGUUGACUUACCAGAAGAAAAGCCUCCAAUUUCUGACAGUCCUCAAGAAAUUCAUGUGAUUGAACGUGAAAAGCUUGAAGCUCAUGGUUCAGGAGAAGAGGCUAGGAAUCUUUCAUUUAAUGAGUUGUAUCCCUCAGGAACUCUUAAGCUUCAAUAUAACUUUGAUACCAUUGAGCAACAGUUUUGUGACUUGCCGGAUAAUAAAGACUCUGAUGAGUGUGACAUUGCUGAAGUAGAUGGGGAACUUUUUAUGGCUCAGAGCAACUUUACCUUGCUAUUAGAAGGUGAAGAAAGAGAAGUUGAGACAGGUGAUUCUGCAUCGUCUAAUGUGUUACCGAAAGCAGCUAACACAGCAACGGAGGAAAAACUUGUGUACGGUGGGAAAAAUGAUAAUUGUGGACCUGUUGCAAAUUUGCCGUCUGUCAUAACCAGUGAUCAAGAGUCCCAGAAGGUAGAGACUUUGCCAUAUGUGCCUGAACCAAUUCAAGUAGCAAUUGCAGAAAAUUUAUUAGAUGUAAUUAAAGACACAAGAAGUAAAGAAAUUAUUUCAGAUGCAAUGGAACAGUCCAUUCAUGAAAACAUACCUUCAGCAGACCAAAAAGUAAUGUGUUCCAUUAAGUUAGUCAAAUCUGCAUUUAAGACUGUUCAGGAAACAAGUACAGUGACUAUAAAUGGCAGCCAGGUUAAUGACACGGUUUCUUCCAGAAUUCGCACAAGAGGACAACGUGUUCAAAACCUGAAUAACAAAUCACAACAGGAAGAGUCAGCAGUAGAUGUUGCUACUCCUAAAAUUUUAGAGCUAGCCGUUAAAACUAGGAAAACAAGACAAAUUUCUGAAGCUUCUGAAAGUGCCUAUCCUGAUGUCAAAGGAAUAUCUCAGAACCAACAAAUACUUCAAAAUUCUAUUACUCCUAGGAGAGGAAGGAGAAAAAAACAAAUUAAUCAAGACACAUUAGAGAGUUUUAAUUCUAUGGAACAGGAGUUACAGGUUACUACAGGUAGGGAAUUAAAAAGGUUAAAAUCAUCUCAGCUCUUAGAACAAGAAACUUCUUUCAGAAAAGUUAAGCUUUCAUCUGUUACAAAAAGGACUCCUAGAAGAACUAAAAAUUCUUUAGAACAUCAGGAAAGUGUUGAAAUUGUAAAUGAUCUAAAAGUUAGUAAGGUAGCAAGUCCUAGCAAAACUCUUAGAAAAUUGAGAAGUACUAGUUCAGAAGCUUCUGAAAAUACAGGAUAUAAACACGAUGGGAAAUCCAGUGACCAGCAACUGCCUAUUCAACGUAGAAGAAGGGUCAGAGAGAGAAGUGCAUCGGAUGUGAUAGAAGACUCUAAACUUGAUUCAUCCCAGUUGACUCUUCACGUAGAAUUUGAUAAGCCUUCUGUACCUAGGAAACGUGGUAGACCAAGAAAAAUAAAUCCAUCUGAAGAUGUAGAAUCUAUGGCUGUUAGUGAAGAGAGAAGUCCCAACAAGAGAAAAUCUCUCAGCAUCCGAAGGAAAUCUACUAGAAACACCCCAGCUAAAAGUGAAAAUAUUGAUGUUGGGAAGCCAGCUUUAGAAAAAUCUGUUCUAGUGCCAAAUGAGGAACUUGUCAUGGUGAUGAGCUCUAAGAAAAAGCUUACAAAAAGGACUGAAAAUCAAAGCCGGAAACGUUCAUUAUGUUCAAUAUCAGAGGAAUACAUAGAUGAAAUGACACACAAAGAACCAGAUGACCAGGAAGAAAAAUUGGUUGCCUCAGCUUCUUUGACUAAAUCUUCCCGCAGUACAAGGGCUAGAUCUAACAAGGCCAUCUUGUUGCUGGACCUUUCUGAAGCAAAAAAUGAGCCUCUAUUUUCUCCACCUGUGUCAAAGGUUCCAAGAAAAGAAAAAGCUAAAAAAAUAGAGGCUACUACACAGCUGGAAAAAUUAGUUUCAGAUUUAUCUUCUCAAUUUGUCUCUUCACCUGCAUUGAGGACCAGAAGAAAAAACACAUCCAGUAUGUCCAAGCUUGUAGAUGAACCGGAAGAAGAUGCUAAAUCAGUAGACACUGUGGAAAAGCAAAAAGUGAAGAGAGUGAGGACUGCUAAAACAAAACAAGCAAGCAAGCAAGCAUCACUUUCUAUUCUAAACACAGAAAAAGAAAGUCCUUGGUCACCUCCUCCAGUGAAAAUUAAGCUGAUUUCUCCCUUGGCAAGCCCAAUUGAUGGAGUAAAGAGCAAACCAAGAAAAACUGCAGAAGCAGCAGCAAAAGCUGUUGGAAGGAGCAGAAGGAAACUGUCUUCCUUUCCAAAGCAAGUUUUACGCAGAAAAAUGCUGUAAUUUUUUUUUUCUUCAAAUUUUUAAUGUAUAACUAUUUGUAAAGUCAUCAAAUUGUGUGGACUAUUAAAAAUCAUCUAAUUUGGAAGAAAAUAAUUUAUAUAAAUUAUUGUAAAUUUUUGUAAAUAGAAGGUCCUCAGUAAGUAAAAUAACUCCAUAUGGAGUGUGAUUCUUUUAGUCCAGGCGGUUUUUUUUAUUUUAUAUUAAGACAUCAUACAUUUAUAUAAUAUGUAAAUAUGGCUCAUUGGAAUGUUAAAUAAACUGUAUACUUCACAGUA
Cynocephalus volans (Philippine flying lemur) is the source of this 7411-nucleotide messenger RNA. It is a transcript of the gene AHCTF1, whose product is annotated as AT-hook containing transcription factor 1. The coding region runs from base 318 to 7136 and encodes 2272 amino acids. The record is from RefSeq and is a predicted model, not a curated record. NCBI's taxonomy places the organism in Eukaryota, Metazoa, Chordata, Mammalia, Dermoptera, Cynocephalidae. Gene Ontology annotation, molecular function: protein binding. The transcript has 36 exons.